UGUUUAAAGAAAAUAUGGAGUCCCCAACUUCAAAUUUCAUUAAAACUGCAAGCAGUCAAUCAAAUUUUCAGCGUCGAUGCGCCUUCUGUCUGGAAACAAUAUUUGAAAGUGAAUCAAGGAAUCUUUUUGGCUGAUUUAUGUGUAAGAAUGAGCUACACUCCGAAUGAUACGGUCUAUUUGUCAAAGCAUGGAAUUUGAAUUCUCACCCCUGAGCUAUUUGCAGGACAAUGUCUUAUUGAUCUUCUAACUGUAUAUUCUGAAACCAGGUCGGAGGACUUAAAGUUCUAGUAGAUAUAACUGAUCCGCUUCAGACUGGGCAAGGAUUUAAGAGCGUGAAUCCAUCUCCUAUUAAGAUUACCAAGCUCCCUUCUCAUUAUUAUUGAUAUAAAACUUACUGUGCUUCUUUUGGAGUGAAGCCUGGGUUACAAAAUCUUGUUGAUGGAAGGGCUCCUGUUAUAUUAGAGAGAGGAGAACCCAUCCCGUGCUACAUCUGAAACAAAAAUAUGAUCCCUAGGAAUGUUCUGGACGGGAAUUGUUUUAUAAGAGGCAUCACUACAGGAUUCAACAACCAACACUAUCAGAACAGGAUAAAUUUAGAAUGAUCCUCCUGAAUAGGUCAGUACUAUGAAGACUGGAUGGAGGAGGGCAUCCUCACUCCUACAGUUUUCACUAUGAACCUAAAAAUGAUAUGGAAUAAAGAAAUAGCAUUUAGAAGACAUGCCUAUUAUAAACCCGAUUUGGAUGAAAUAGAAAAUAAGAUUCUCCAGAAAAUGAAAAAGAGGGAUCUGAAAUCCGCUAGUAUCGAGGAGGAAGAAGAAAAGGAAUUCCAAAAGUUUAGCAUACCUGCUCAAAACCUUAUAUGAGCUGAAGAUUCAGCCUCAGAUAGCAACUCAAGUGAUAGAAGAAUUGAAAUUAGAAGAGAUGGGAGGCCUAAAAGGGAAAGGAAACAAAAGUUGCAUUAUGAUGACUUAUAUCCACCAGAACAGCAAACCCCCAAAAGAAAGAAGGCAGGGAGCAAGGUUUUCAACAGACAAAAUUCAGGCUUGGAUCUCCCGCUUUUAUCUAAGAAAAGAUCCUCUCUUCGUCGCCAAAAGGUUCCAAAAGAAUUCGAAGAGAUGAAUAGUGAUGAUGAGGAGUACCAGCGAGCCAAUAAGAAGAUUGCUGAUUCUCAAGGACGAAAAUCAUGCACUUUCCUAGUGAAGAAAUAUGUUCAUAAGAUCAAGCAUUGAUUCGAUAAGCUAAAAGUUCUAUCGUCAGAUAACUAUACCAAAGAUAUUGAUAUUAGCCAUAAAGAUCUCGAGUGUACUAGGAAGAGUAAGUCCAGUGGCUACGCCUUUAUGACCUACGAUAUGGACACUGAUAAUCUGAACCUCGUCCUAUCAAGAAUUGGAGGAAAGCCAUUUAAUAGGAAAGUUAAGAGGAAAAAUCUGGAAACUAAUACCGAAAAUAGCUGAUUUAGUAUGAAGGAAUCCCCCGCACCGAAAAAUAACGAAGCUGAAUUUGACUUCAUGGAGGAAACUUCCAAGAUUAAGUUUGAUAAAUUAGAUCCGAAUGAAGUAUUUGGCUCGUAUAAGAAGCCUCAAGAUGGAGAUCAAGAUCUUCUCAUGCAAGAUGAGGUCAAAAUGAAGGAUGAACUUUCAGGUCUACAAAGUGAUCAAGAUUCGUCCUACAAAGAGAGUAAAAAUUCUAACGAAGAGAAGGAGGAUGAAAUCUGUGAGAUUCUGGAAUUCAUCAAACCAAUAAAGCCUAUUGGAUUAUUGGAUGACCAAUUAGAAGACACUAAUUAUGAAAAUCUGUUCAUAGAGCAAUCGAAGAUAGUCAAUAUUGACAUUAUUGGACUAAGAGCAUAUUUCGGGUAUUACCAAAAAAUACAGACAGUUUACGAAGAUGUUAUGUACCUCCUAAAGUACACCUUAUCUAAUAGGUGCAAGACCCAGUGUUCUAAGUACUACCUCUCGGAGUUGAUCUUCUACUGCCACAAUUUAUUUAAAGAUAAAGAGAGAAUAAAGACCUUCAAAAAGUUGUAUAAGGAAGAUCUGGAUUUUAAGUUUAGCAUCAAUUAUGGCCUUAAAGUUCAAGGUAAAUGGAAUAAAGUAAUUGGAUCCCAAAGACAAUACAUUCCUGUUGACGAAUACAAACCAGUCGUUGAUGAUGUCGACACUCUCAUGAGACUUAAAACUUCCAAGACUAGAGUUUGCCAAGGAGGAUGCUGCGACCAAUUUGAUAAACUAGGACCCCUAACUUAUACUGAAGAGUACUGGGAAUCUAAUUGUCCUUGCAGAAGAGCAAAAGUUGAGUGAGGUGAUCAUUGUGGGUGUUCUAAGACCUCAAACUGUAAAAACAGGCAAAUCAGAGAUAAAGACUACCUUGAGUUGGAUAAAGAUGUUGAGGAGAUCCUUUCUUGGGGUCUAGAUAGAUAUAUCUGCUGCAAUAUCAUCCUCCUACUUCCCUCAAAUUUAGACUUAAAGGUGAAAUACAGUUUUAUAAUGAACUCACUGCAAAAGGCUUUGAUUGACCAAAAUCGAAAUGGAUGGAAUAUCCUGUGUUCUCUCAAAACAAUCAUGAAAGAAGAUAAUUACAGCAAAAUAGACAAGCAGCUUGCAGAGAUCCUCCUUAAAGCACUUGAAGGAAGACAGGAAAUCCAAGAUGAAUUCUUUAGAAUCCAUUGUAAAGGACUAGGAGUCAGGUGCAAAAGAAAGGAAGGAAUUAAAGCAAAUGAGUUCAUCACUGAAUAUUUCGGUGAAUUAUAUCCUUCCUGGAGAUGGUUUGAGAAAGAAGACGUGAUAAAACACGGUCAAAAUAGAAAUAAACUAUCAAAAGAAUUGCCAGAUUUUUAUAAUAUUGUAUUUGAAAGGCAUUCUGAUGAUCCUGAAGGGUAUAAUUCUUUAACCAUCGAUCCAAUCCUCAAGGGGAGCUUUGCAAGUAGACUCAGUCAUUCAUGAUUUCCAAACUGUGCAACUGUUAUUCAUAUUAAUAACGGAACUUAUUCAAUGGGAAUGUUUGCAACAAGAGAUAUAAAGUAUGGCGAAGAACUUUCAUUUGAUUAUAAAUCAGUCACAGAGUCCCAAAAAGAAUAUGAUUCAGCUAUUUGACUGUGAGGAACUUAUCAGUGCAAAGGUUAUUACCUCCAUCAGGCAUUUAGCAAGAAGUUUGGAGUAGUUACUAAAGAACACCAUACUUUUAUUGAUAGAAACUACUUAAUCUAUCUAGCAUCAACCAGCCCGUCCAUCACUGAGCAGGACAGAGAGGUUCUAAAUAGGAACUGAAUUAAGAGCUCAAUUCUGACCCCAGAUGUCCCUGAUUGGUUGACCAAAUGGACCUCUUUAGUCCUCAGAUUCUGUGAAUAUGAGUGUGCUAGCAUUCCAAAAUAUUUGAAGAAAAUGCAUCCUACCUAUACUGAAAAGAUGUGUGAGAUGGAGGCCAAGGACAUCCUUUCCAACAGGAUUGGGAACAUCGCGAUUACGCUUGACAAAGUCAAGUACUGACUGAGCCGGAUGGGAACUAAGGAGCCUCCUCUGAGAAAACUUCGUUAUGAAGAAAUGUACAAAAGACUCUGGCUUGGGGAAACCUGCCUCAAAAACACUCUAUUUAACUUAAUAGAGAGACUUGAAGAGAAUGAUGAAAAGAGAGAAAUUAGUUGAGCCUUCUGGAAAUUAGAGGGUUAUUCCAACGAUGCAGACUUUGCCAGCUCAGAACAAGAGUACCAGGAAAUUUACAGGAAUAUUCAGAAAGGUUUCAGAGAGUUGAGCUUCCUUCUGAGAAAAUUCCAAAGUAAAAAUGUGUUCACUGAAGGUCUUGCUGAUACUCUAUAUCUUUACUCAAAAACAGAGGUCUUCUUCACACCCAAUGAGAACUAUAAGAAGGUACAAGGAGAAGAAGUUAGAGUCAGAAAAUGAGAGGUUACUUGUGAUCCUAGAAACAGGAGAACAACAGCUAAUCCCUUUGAAAGCGAGGAAGAAAGGGUUGUAUUCAGAGGAUGUAAAGAAUACGACCCUACUUACAUAUGGGGGCAGCUUGUCGGAUGGCACAAGCAAACAGUUGACAAGCCGAACGCUUCUCUCUCUGCAGACAGAAGAGGGACCCUCUGCUUCCCAGACCUUGAGAGCUUUGAUUACCAUGUCCUUAACGAGAAAAAGAGAAGGCCAACUUCGAAGAAGAAAAACCACGAUUAUGCUUAUAAUUCAGAGGAUUACUCUGAUGAAGGAGAGAAUAAGAGAAGAAAACGCAAGUCAAACUCCAUCCAGAGAGACCAUUAUAGGUCUAUGUCAAGGCUCCCAAUUGAAGAAUGCAAGGAAGAGUCUAGAUCCAGCUCAAUAAACCCCAGAGAUGAUUCUCCUUCAAAAGUAAGGCAUGAUUUCUCAUAUCCAUGGAAGAAACACAGUGAGAGAAGCGACUUUUUAAGAAGUUGGAAGAACAACUUCUCUAAGCAAUGGGAUGUAGUAGGAAAAUGGAACUUCAGGAACACAAAGAAGAUGUACGGAAGCCUUCAAUUCGAGAGCUUAGUCAGGAACGGGCUCAGUUUUGAAGAUAGCAGACUAUCCUACUUUAGAGAAAUAGUGGACGAACUUAGGUCCUUUAGCCAAGUCCAGAGGCCUCUAAUAGACCAGAUAAAUAUAUCACAGCUUUAAUAACAGUUGUCAAUA
Molecule: messenger RNA, 4643 nt
Organism: Moneuplotes crassus
Lineage: Eukaryota; Ciliophora; Spirotrichea; Euplotida; Euplotidae
Source: the annotation of a GenBank genome assembly